AUGACCUCGGACAACUGCACCUGCCCGCUGGCAGACUAUCAGAUUAUGGUCGCCGAUAAUGGGAAGCCUACUGACACCAUGACUAACAUAGCUAAAGCGCUUGGAUAUAGUAUCCGAGGCCGCAAGAACGAGCCUGAGCUUGCUAAAAUUGUCAGGGCAUAUCCGUCACGUUUCACGUCGAGGGCUGGCAUCUCAGGACAUCAACUCCUCAAGUGGAGUAGCAAUCUUCACCAGCAGGGUCUAGCUGAGAUGACACACAAGUUUCUCUGCACGGAUGGAAAUGGGCCUCGUUUUUGGCCUGAUGGACAUGGCGAUGAUCGGCUAAGAUAUUCGGAGCAUCGCGAUGAAAUCUUUGAAGAAAUGUUCCGGUUGUUCUUCACGAUCAAUCAGUACCAGAAACCCAAGAAAACCCGCCUCAAGCGCUCGCGUAGGGACUUGGAGGACCAUGAACCACUCCUCAAUCCGGACUCAGUGCUAGGGCGGCCGCCUAUUAGACAGGUGCCAAUAAGAGGAGAAAUGCCGCAGCGUCCAACAAAGAGCCCAGAUCACUUUGAUGAGAUUUUCCGGGAUCAGAGCAGACCCCCAAACAACCCUCGUCGUAGAGUCAACCCACAGCGAGCUCCUCAUAGCAACGUGGUAUUCAAUGCGUUCCCCGCCGGUGGUCAGAGUCGGGCCUCUGCAGGUCCGUCUCGUAGGGAACAAGGCACCACUCAUGAGCGCGCCGAGAGACCUAGAGACCCAGAGAAUGCCACCAUGGCUGAUGCGCCGACUCAGUCAAACGUAGAAAUGGAUAACACGACUCACAAUGGAGCAGGUAACGGACCCCCACAGCCGGUGAACAUAGAAAAAACAUCAGAGGUGCCAAGAGAACCAGAAGACCAAGAGGGCGCGGGCUAUGACAAUAGAGCCUUCUGGCCAUCGUCAGGACAAUCGCGAGAAGUACCGCAGAGUCGCCAAGGACUAAUGCGAGGCUCCCCCGAACCAGAUGCUCAACCUGUCGAGGAACCAGCACCACCUAGGCCAGAGCCUAAGACCAAUCCUCUCCAAGCGCCUGCAACGCCUGCAGUUAUUCACGGUGUCCACCUCAUUAUCAGUGUUCAGACCUUCCCAUGGCUGAAUGAGAUAUGGCAUCCCGACAGAUACUUUUUCCGUUACACGCUCAAGACCUUGAUCGAGGAACUGCCCUGGCAGGGAGAGUUCUACAGAGUGAUUAUGCUUCUGGAGUUCCCAGACGGUGUGAUCAUUGAAGACGUGCAAAGAGAUGACGAGAUGGCAUUUAGGAUCCUCUUGGCAAGAUUUGAACAAAAGAUUGAAACGUUGAGAAUGUGCUAUGCCGCCCUGGAUAGAGAUGUUGUUCUCGAGGUUUGCCUGGAGCCGAUGAGCCGUUACCAUGAACCCAGUGAACGAGUACAGGCUUUGGUCAGGAGGCACAUGCGAUAG
This is a messenger RNA of Fusarium keratoplasticum, 1440 nucleotides long. RefSeq lists its product as uncharacterized. NCBI's taxonomy places the organism in Eukaryota, Fungi, Ascomycota, Sordariomycetes, Hypocreales, Nectriaceae. The record is from RefSeq and is a predicted model, not a curated record. The transcript has 3 exons. The coding region runs from base 1 to 1440 and encodes 479 amino acids.